Molecule: messenger RNA, 645 nt
Organism: Alternaria arbusti
Lineage: Eukaryota; Fungi; Ascomycota; Dothideomycetes; Pleosporales; Pleosporaceae
Exons: 3
Coding region: 1-645 (214 amino acids)
Molecular function (GO): oxidoreductase activity
Source: RefSeq, a predicted model, not a curated record
AUGCAACCAGGUCCAUACAACACCAAUGUCAUCGCCAACGUAAACUACUUCCCUGCCACCGGCAUCCCCAUCCCCAAAUCAGAAUGGAAAGUCAAAUACCUCGACGACAAAGAUGAACACACCCGUCCCAUGCUCAUCCGCGACGUAAGAAAAGCGAAGAAGACAUUCGACCUAGACAUCAACGGCUUCACAUUCGUCACUCUACCACAGAAGCAGAGAGUAGAUCGGCACAGCAGCGAAGAAGACGUAAAACGAGAAUACUACCCCGAGUUGGAAGAAGUGGUCAAGAACUUAACCGGCGCCUCAACCGUCCACGUCUUCAACCACGUAAUCCGCGCACACACCUCCCCCUCUGCAAAGGGCAUCCAAGACGCCCAAGGCAGAUGGCAAGACAUUCCCUCGGGCCACCCGCACGUCGACUACGCGGGCUCCGCGUCCGCCCUUGCCGGUACGCUUACUGAACUCUCGUUCCCACCCCACAUCAACAAGCUCUUCACAACAUCCACGCGCUACGCCUUCCUAAACUGUUGGCGGCCGCUCAAAACCGUGCGUCGAGACCCGCUGGCCGUGUGCGACGCGAAUACGGUGCCUGAUGCCGAUUAUCAGAUAUGUGUGAAGGACAAGGGCAUGAGUGGUGGUAUAUGA